UUGACGCAAGGCGGUGAAACACGGGGAGAGUGUUAGCCUCACUGCUGGGGGUGGAAUUGACGCGAAGUUCGCACGUCGAGACACGCAAGGAAAAGAGAGAGGGAGAGAGAGAGAGAAAGAGAGAAAAAGAGAGAUACGGGAAAUCUGGUGAUAACUCGUGAGUUCUUUCAAAGAUUCGCGAAAAAGAAUGGCGAGCCACGACGAGUUAGUCUCGCAAUUCGCAGACGUAACUGGUGUUGAGGCCGAGAGAGCGCAGUUCUACCUUGAAUCGUCCGCUUGGCAUCUCGAGGUCGCCCUCGCGAGUUUCUACGAGAACGACGAGCUACCGGCGUUGGUGGUAACCGAGCCGGUCGACGAUACAGAACGAGCGGAAGGGUUACGGGACAGUGGCGCGGACACGAUGUCGAAACACAGCAAGUCCGACGCGGUGGAGUCUACGGGCGCCAAGCCGAAGGCUAGGUUCGGGACAUUGAGCGAUCUUCAAAACAAAGAGAGCAGUUCCGAGGAUGAGGAGGGACAAGCGUUCUACGCCGGGGGUUCCGAGCACAGCGGACAGCAAGUCUUGGGACCGGGAAAGAAGAAGAAGGACAUCAUCAGCGACAUGUUCAAAUCGUGCCAGGAGCAGUCCCUUGCAGCGGAGCCGCCGAAAAUGGGAGGGCAACAGAGGCCGAACACGUUCAGCGGUACCGGGUACAAAUUAGGUCAAACUAGCUCCGACAGCGAAGUGGUGAUGGGAGCAAGCGCGGAUCAGCAAUCCUCGAGUGGUCUCAUCACGCUGAAGCUGUGGAAGGAUGGUUUCACCAUAAACGACAGCGAAAUCCGCUCGUACAAUGAGCCGGAGAACAGGGAGUUCUUAGCCGCUGUGAAGAGAGGCGAGGUCCCGGCAGAGAUCCGUCAGCAGGUGCAGGGCGCGGAUCUGCGGCUUGAUAUGGAGGAUCAUCGUCAUGAGACCUACGUCCCGACGAAGAACAAAGUGAAGGCCUUCUCGGGAAAGGGGCACAUGCUGGGAAGCCCGUCGCCGGCUACCGUGGGUAUGACAGUUCCAACGGAUCCCGCCGACCAGGCUGCUAAUGAAGCGCAGGCGAAGAAAGAAUUGAACGUGGACGCUUCGAAACCGACCACGACGAUACAAAUUCGCCUCGUGGACGGGAGUACCGUGAAGGCUCAGUUCAAUUUGACGCAUACAAUCAGUGAUAUUAGACGGUACAUAGUAACUAUGAGACCACAGUACGCUUUGAGGGAAUUUAGCCUUUUAACUAUGUAUCCAACGAAGGAGCUCACCGAAGAUAAGACGAUCGAGGAAGCUGGUUUGCAAAGUUCGGCUAUAAUGCAACGACUGAAAUAAAGCUUUUUUUCUAAAUUUCCUUAGUUCGAAGAAAAAAAAUGUAAGGGUCAGAUAUUUACCAAAUAUAUGUUAAACCACUUGAAAAUAAAGUUUCUAUGUAUUUUUAUUAGGAGUAUAAUGCCUCUUUCAUUAUGUUUUCUUUCUUUUAUUGUGCGCCAAGCGAGCUUAAGCUUUUCGCUAUGUACUACCGUAAAAUUGUUAAAGCCUAAUGCAGUCUUGAAUUUCAUUCAUUAAUCAUGAAUGUGCUUUUGAUAAUUUCUAUAAUAAAAGUAUCUCUUAAAUAUACAUACAAUUUUACAUGUUACGAUAAGUAUCGAAGUAGUAUCGAAACUUAAGGCUAUUGGAAAUAAGCAAUUCUUUAUUAUAGCUUAUAAUCUAAAAUGUACAAAAUAUUGAAUUAGCUAAUUUGUCUGGUAUAUAUAAUGAAGGCACCCUGUAUGAAA
Molecule: messenger RNA, 1788 nt
Organism: Dinoponera quadriceps
Lineage: Eukaryota; Metazoa; Arthropoda; Insecta; Hymenoptera; Formicidae
Product: NSFL1 cofactor p47
Exons: 5
Coding region: 188-1345 (385 amino acids)
Biological process (GO): nuclear membrane reassembly; proteasome-mediated ubiquitin-dependent protein catabolic process; membrane fusion
Cellular component (GO): cytosol; nucleus
Molecular function (GO): ubiquitin binding
Source: RefSeq, a predicted model, not a curated record